GGGAGUAAAUUGCAAGGAAAUUCAUGAUAUUGCAACCAUUCCAUUGGAAGAAUUGCUUUUAAAGAGGCUAAAUAGUUUGAAGAGUGUAUGGAAUAAGGAUCCUCAAGGACUUGUCUCCUUUCAAAACCUACUGGUCUUAAAAGUUGUUGGGUGUCCUUGUUUAAAAUAUCUUUUUCCAAUUACGGUAGUAGAAGGCCUUGUGCAACUUGAAGAACUACAGAUAAUAAAUUGUGGAGUGGAGGAAAUUGUUGCAAAUGAAAAUGGAGAUGAAGUAAUGUCUUCAUUAUUCCCUAAACUAACCUCUCUCACACUCUUUGGAUUAGACAAACUCAAAGGUUUCUACCGAGGAACACGUAUUGCAAGAGGGCCACAUUUGAAAAAGCUAAUUAUGUUGAAAUGGGAUCAAGUGGGGACACUUUUUCAAGAAAUAGAUUCAAAAGGUUAUAUUGAUAGUCCAAUUCAACAAUCUUUCUUCUUGUUGGAAAAGGAUGCAUUCCUUAAUUUGGAGCAAUUGAUCUUAAUGGGCUCCAAGAUGAAAAUAUAUCUGGUGACUUCCUCAAUGGCUAAAACAUUGGUGCAGCUCAAAGUGCUUACUAUAAAAAAAUGCGAAUCGGUGGAAGAAAUAGUCAGACAUGAGGGAGGUGAAGAACCAUAUGAUAUUGUUUUCUCCAAAUUACAAAGGUUGAGACUUGUUAACUUACAAAGUCUAAAAUGGUUCUGCUCAACUACAUGCAUCUUCAAAUUCCCAUCCUUGGAACAAUUUGAGGUGGAAGGAUGCCCUCAGAUGGAAUAUUUUUGUGAGACAGUCCCAAGUACACCAAGGGUAAAGGAAGUAAAAAUUGACGAUCAUGUGGAAGAGCAUUUUUUGGGGUGUGACAUCAAUACCAUCAUCCAUAAUAUAGCUUUGGAGAAGGUAUGCGAGAUUUCUUUCUUUUGAGAAGCUGCACAGAUACCAUCCUUGGCAGAGAGACGCUAGCUAAUGAUAUUUCCUUCAUUUAAAUUAAAUAGAGGUAGGUUUUUCUCUCUAAGUGUCUUGAUUUUUUUCAAUAAAUAAGCUAGAUUUUUUGUAUGCUUUGCUCUAAAGCUUGAUAUUUCUGGAUUGCUACAAUUCAACUCUCCAUGAUUUAAAUUGUGUGUGAAUUUAGGAAACUUUAUUAGUGUUAUUCUUGCCUAUAUGU
Vitis riparia (riverbank grape) is the source of this 1178-nucleotide messenger RNA. RefSeq lists its product as uncharacterized. The record is from RefSeq and is a predicted model, not a curated record. NCBI's taxonomy places the organism in Eukaryota, Viridiplantae, Streptophyta, Magnoliopsida, Vitales, Vitaceae. The transcript is spliced from 3 exons. The coding region runs from base 275 to 937 and encodes 220 amino acids.